Molecule: messenger RNA, 786 nt
Organism: Papilio machaon (common yellow swallowtail)
Lineage: Eukaryota; Metazoa; Arthropoda; Insecta; Lepidoptera; Papilionidae
Gene: nau
Product: myogenic factor 6
Exons: 4
Coding region: 85-693 (202 amino acids)
Biological process (GO): positive regulation of myoblast differentiation; muscle organ development; regulation of transcription by RNA polymerase II
Molecular function (GO): RNA polymerase II cis-regulatory region sequence-specific DNA binding; protein dimerization activity; DNA-binding transcription factor activity, RNA polymerase II-specific
Source: RefSeq, a predicted model, not a curated record
UGAAUUCAGUGUCGUAGGAGUCGCGGCGCGCGCCGCCCGAAAUUAAAAAAAAAUAAUUUGGCGCGAAACGAAAGUGUCAAAAAAAUGAGUUACAGUGACAUCUAUGAUAACUUUAAUUUCGAUUAUCAAAAAUCGGACGAAGGCAAAAGUAACGUCGAUCUUAAUGCCAAUGAAAAAUGUUGUCGGGGGUUGAAAAAUGAGAGUAAAAACAGUCAGAGAAGUGAAGACACGAAAGAGGAAGAGAAUCACAUACAGCACGUGCUGGGACCGAGUAGGCGGUGCUUGGCGUGGGCUUGUAAGGCGUGCAAGAGAAAAACAGCGGCGGUCGACCGGCGGAAAGCUGCCACAUUGAGAGAACGACGGAGACUUAGAAAAGUUAACGCGGCUUUUGAAGAGCUGAGAAUACGAGCGCGAGCGGGCAGCGGAAGACUACCAAAAUUGGAGAUCCUUCGCGCUGCCAUACAGCACAUAGAGAGGUUACAAGCCGCUCUACGCGCCGCUGCAGUCCUUGAGUCUGAGAGCUGCAAGACGUACGUGGAGCCCGUGACGUCAUCGCACCCGCUCGACCGCGAGAUCAAAGCCGAGCGCGAGAGACCCUUCCUCAACGGCGAUUCAGGUUCAUGUGGUCUCAACAGCCUGGCUCGGCUGCGAUGUAUAGUGCAAGCCUUAGCAGCCAAGGAAACACCUCCAUGACAAUGGAACGAGAAACAAGUCCUAGAUUAUGAUUCAAUAUUUAUAUGAAGUUAAAUUUGUUUAGAUGUAUUAUUUCAUUUCAAAAAAUCUAUU